This is a messenger RNA of Condylura cristata (star-nosed mole), 3275 nucleotides long. It is a transcript of the gene DIS3L2, whose product is annotated as DIS3 like 3'-5' exoribonuclease 2. The record is from RefSeq and is a predicted model, not a curated record. Bases 148 to 2757 code for a protein of 869 amino acids. Gene Ontology annotation, cellular component: P-body; exosome (RNase complex). Gene Ontology annotation, biological process: miRNA catabolic process. The transcript is spliced from 21 exons. Gene Ontology annotation, molecular function: 3'-5'-RNA exonuclease activity; RNA binding. Lineage: Eukaryota; Metazoa; Chordata; Mammalia; Eulipotyphla; Talpidae.
GGUAUGCAACAUAAUGAUUCGAUAUUUGUAUAUGUUGAGAAAUGAUCAUACUGCCAGUGACAUCUGAGCCUCUCAAGACAGGAAGCUCUCUGGGCUGAGCGCUGGAGGCCCCGGAUCCGCAGGGAAGAGGCAACCUGGGAAGCAGUGAUGAGCCGUCCCGACUCCAAGCCGAACCUCUGGCCCCUGGGGACUCCCAGAGGUGUACCCUCGGGGGUUGGCCCACAUGGUGUUGGCGCUUCGCCAGGUGACAAAAAGUCAAAGAACAAGCCCACACGAGGGAAGAAAAAGAGCAUAUUUGAGCCCUACAUGUCCAAGGAGGAUGUUUCAGAAGGCUUGAAGAGAGGAACACUCAUCCAGGGUGUCUUGAGAAUUAAUCCAAAGAAGUUUCACGAAGCCUUCAUUCCUUCCCCGGAUGGUGACCGGGACAUUUUCAUCGAUGGGGUUGUUGCUCGUAAUAGAGCCUUGAAUGGGGAUCUGGUGGUUGUGAAGCUGCUUCCUGAAGAACAGUGGAAGGUAAUUAAGCCCGAGAACGGUGAGAGAGAGACAGAAGGCGCUGAUGGAUUAGACCUCCCCGAGGAGCUCCGCGGCGGCCCUCUCCCGCCCCGGCCCCCGAAGGGCGACAGCGACGGCCCUGAUGUCAUCCUGGAGGCACAGUUUGAUGACAGCGACCUCCAAGAUGGGCCCUGCCACACACAGCACGAGCUCGUUGACGGCGUCAAGAAGCUCGCGGUCUGCGGGCCCGACGAAGGAAAAGAUGUUACUGGAGCAUCUGUUACAAAAGAGGAGACCCCCUCCACAUCCCAGGAUGCCAGAGCUUUACGGGAGAAGCCCCUGCAAAGAUCAGCAAAGGUGGUUUACAUCACGGAGAAGAAGCACUCGCGAGCAGCCACCGGCUUCCUCAAACUCUUGGCUGAUAAGAACAGUGAAUUGUUCAGGAAGUUUGCCCUGUUCUCGCCUGUGGACCACCGAGUGCCUCGCAUUUAUGUACCUCUCAAGGACUGUCCCCAGGACUUGGUGACGCGGCCUAAAGACUACGCCAGCACGCUGUUCAUCUGCCGCAUCGUGGACUGGAAGGAGGACAGCAAUUUCGCCAUGGGGCAGCUGGCCAAGAGCCUCGGGCAGGCUGGUGACAUCGAGCCCGAGACGGAAGGCAUCCUGACGGAGUACGGCGUGGACUUCGCCGACUUCUCUGCUGAAGUCCUAGGCUGUCUCCCCAAAGUCCUGCCCUGGACGAUCCCGCCAGCGGAACUCAACAAGAGAAGAGAUUUAAGGAAAGACUGUAUUUUCACCAUUGACCCUUCAACUGCCCGGGACCUCGAUGACGCCCUCUCCUGCAAGCCGCUCGCUGAUGGCACCUUUGAAGUGGGGGUUCACAUUGCUGACGUGAGCUACUUUGUUCCCGAGGGGUCCGACUUGGAUAAAGUGGCGGCUCAGAGGGCUACAAGCGUCUACUUGGUCCAGAAGGUGAUCCCCAUGCUUCCCAGGCUGCUGUGUGAGGAGCUGUGCAGCCUCAACCCCAUGACCGAUAAGCUGACCUUCUCUGUGAUCUGGACACUCACUCCAGAAGGCAAGAUCCUCGACGAGUGGUUUGGCCGGACUGUCAUCCGCUCCUGCACCAAACUGAGCUACGAGCACGCCCAGAGCAUGAUCGAGAGCCCGGCUGGGGAGAUCCCGGCGACGGAGCUGCCGCCCCUCUCGCCGGAGCACACCGGCGAGGAGGUGCACCGCGCUGUGCUGAACCUGCACGCCAUCGCCAAGGAGCUGCGCAGGCAGCGGUUUGCGGGCGGCGCGCUGCGUCUGGACCAGCUGAAGCUUGCUUUCACCCUGGACCACGAGACUGGACUGCCUCAAGGGUGUUACAUCUAUGAGUACCGCGACAGCAACAAGCUCGUGGAGGAGUUCAUGCUCCUGGCAAACAUGGCCGUGGCCCACAAGAUCCACCGCGCCUUCCCCGAGCGGGCCCUGCUGCGCCGGCACCCCCCGCCGCAGACCAAGAUGCUCCAUGACCUGAUGGAGUUCUGCAGCCAGAUGGGGCUGCCCGUGGACUUCAGCUCUGCUGGGGCUCUCAAUAAAAGCCUGACCGAAACCUUCGGCGACGACAAGUACUCGCUGGCCCGGAAGGAGGUGCUCACCAGCAUGUGCUCCCGGCCCAUGCAGAUGGCCCUGUACUUCUGCUCGGGGAUGCUGCGGGACCAGGCCCAGUUCCAGCACUACGCCCUCAACGUCCCGCUCUACACGCACUUCACCUCGCCCAUCCGCCGCUUCGCCGACGUCGUGGUGCACCGCCUCCUGGCCACCGCGCUGGGCUACAGGGAGCUGCCGGACAUGGAGCCCCACGCCCUGCAGAAGCAGGCUGACCACUGCAACGACCGCCGCAUGGCCUCCAAGCGCGUGCAGGAGCUCAGCACCGGCCUCUUCUUUGCCGUCCUGGUCAAGGAGAGCGGGCCCCUGGAGUCGGAAGCCAUGGUGCUGGGCGUCCUGAACCAGGCCUUCGACGUGCUGGUGCUGCGCUACGGGGUGCAGAAGCGGGUCUACUGCAACGCCCUGCCCCUGCGGUCCCACCACUUCCAGCGAGUGGGCAAGAAGCCGGAGCUCACCCUGGUCUGGGAACCUGACGAGCUGGAACAGGAGCCCGUGCAACAGGUCAUCGCCAUCUUCAGCCUGGUGGAGGUGGUGCUGCAGGCCGAGGCCACCGCGCUCAAGUACAGCGCCAUCCUGAAGCGGCCGGGCGCCGAGGGCCUGCGGGACGCGGCGUGAACUGGGGGCCACCGGCGGCCGCGCCCACCACUCACCUGGCCUGGCUUUUAGGAAUAGGACCUUUUGACACCAAAGGGGGUUUUUAAUUUGGAUUUUAACAACUCAGGGUUUUGUUUAAUUUUUUCAUUCUAUUUUAUUUUUGCAGCAGUUUUUAAACGAACUGGAGUGGGGUGGGAGAGGCUGGAGGGAAGGCCGAGGCAUGGCCAGCGCUGGCCAGAGCAGAGCGAUCCAGGCCCCGUAGGACAGUCCCGCCUGUGCAGGCCACCUACCGUCGAACCCUGCCCAGGAGACUCGGGGUCUCAGCGAAUCAGUGUCAUGGAGUAAAAUCAAGUGUGAAGCGCUGCCUGGUGUGUGGCCUGGCGGGAGGCUGGGUGGCGGGCGCCCCUUGGACCCAGGGCAAGGGGCCUGGCCCGCCCCACCCGCAGCCCACUGGGUCACACCCUCUGAAGACUUCCGGCUUCUUACAGAUCUGGCCGCCAGCGCCCGUUCUGACCGAUUGGAAGAGUAAUUUCUGGCCG